ACCACUGCCUCUAAAAUGAGUCUCUGCGGGGAGAGAGAGGAGGGGACCACUGCCUCUAAAAUGAGUCUCUCUGGGGAGAGAGAGGAGGAGACUACUGCCUCUAAAAUGACUCAAGACACCAGUUCUGAGAGUGUCCAGAAGCUCAAAGCAGAGUCACCUACAACCAGCCUGCUAUCAAUGAAGAGUGAUCAGCCACCUGCUUUCAGCCAGGAACCAUUACCAGAUGACAAUAAGGAAGUGGAGAGUUUGGACAGUGAGGAUGCAUUAAAGAUCACACACAACCUUCUGGACAGAAGAAGUCAAACUCUGCUGACAGUCCAACAAGACAUUAAGGCUAAACUGAAACACAAGUAUCAACACAUAUCUGAAGGAAUUGGACACCAUGGAAACCAAAGUCUGUUCAAGGACAUCUACACAGAGCUCUACAUCACAGAGGGUGGAAGUGGAGGGCUCAAUAAUGAACAUGAGGUGAGACAGAUAGAGAUGGCAUCCAAGAAACAAACCACACAAGAGACACCAAUCAAAUGCAACAACAUCUUCAAGCCUUUACCUGGACAAGACAAACCUAUCAGAACUGUGCUGACAAAAGGAAUCGCUGGCAUUGGAAAAACAGUCUCUGUGCAGAAGGUCAUCCUUGACUGGGCAGAGGGAAAAGCAAAUCAGGACGUUCAUUUCAUGUUUCCUCUUCCUUUCCGUGAUCUGAACCUGAAAAAGGACCAAUACAGUCUGAUGCAACUUCUUUCCCACUACUUCUCAGAGCUGAAAGAGAUUGACAGCAUUAAAGAUGGUGAAACCAAAACUGUUUUCAUUUUUGAUGGUCUGGAUGAGUGUCGACUUCCUCUAGACUUCAAAAACAAUGAGAAGUGCUGUGAUGUCACGAAGCCAACCUCAGUGGACGUGCUGCUGACAAACCUCAUCGAGGGGAAUCUGCUUCCCUCUGCUCUCCUCUGGAUAACCUCACGACCUGCAGCAGCCAAUCAGAUCCCUCCUGAGUGUGUUGACCAGGUGACAGAGGUACGAGGGUUCAAUGAUCCACAGAAGGAGGAGUAUUUCAGGAAGAAAAUCACAGAUCAGAAUCUGGCCAAUGAAAUCAUCACCCACAUGAAGACAUCAAGGAGCCUCCACAUCAUGUGCCACAUGCCAGUCUUCUGUUGGAUAUCAGCCACUGUCCUUGAGAUGAUACUGAAAGAGGCAGAGAAGGAUGAAGUCCCCAAAACUCUGACCCAGAUGUACUCACACUUCAUACGCAUCCAAAUCAUUGUGAAGAACAGGAAGUACAACAAAGCCACAGAGACAAACCCAAAGGAACUGUCUCAGUCAGACAAAGAGAUGAUCCUGAAACUGGCAAAGCUGGCUUUCCAACAGCUGCAGAAGGGCAACCUGAUCUUCUAUGAGGAGGACCUGAGAGAGUGUGGCCUUGAUGUCACAGAGGCAUCAGAGUACUCAGCGUUGUGUACAGAGAUCUUUAAAGAAGAAUCUGGGCUGUACCAAGACAAGGUCUACAGCUUUGUGCAUCUGAGCAUUCAGGAGUUUCUAGCAGCAGUGCAUGCUUUAGAAUCAUGUCUGGACAAGAAGGAAAAUGUUUUCUCCCCCAAAGCAGUCACUGGUGUUGAUGAUGAUGAUGAGGAGGAAUAUGAGGAGAAUGAUGAGGAGGAGGAGGAGGAGAAGGAGGGGGAUGAGGAGGAGGAGAAGGAAGAUGAGGAGAAGAAUUAUGAGGAGGAGAAGGAUGACGACAACGACGAUGAUGACGAUGAGGAAGAGGAUGAGGAAGAUGAUGACAAUGAUGAAGAGAAGGAGUCAUUCAAAUUGUCUGACUUACACAGGAGAGCAGUGGACCAGGCCUUGAAGAGUGAGAAUGGAAACCUGGACCUGUUCCUCCGCUUCCUUCUGGGUCUCUCACUGGAGUCCAAUCAGAAUCUGUUACGAGGCCUUCUAACACAGACAGGAAGUACAACACAGACCAAUGAGGAAACAGUUAAGAGAACAGUCAGGUACCUUUCAGACAAGAUCGACGAGGAAUCCUCACCAGAAAGGAGCAUCAACUUGUUUCACUGUCUGAAUGAGCUUGGUGCCAAUUCUCUAGUUGAAGAGAUGCAGACCUCCAUGCGAUCAGGAACUCUUUCAGCAACAAGACUAGAACCUCACCAAUGUUCAGCCCUGGCCUACCUGUUACUGAUGUCAGAGGAGGUGCUGGAGGAGUUUGACCUGAAGACAUACAACACAUCAGAGGAAGGUUAUCAGAGGUUGCUGCCGGUAGUGAAAACAUGCAAGAGAGCACUACUGGAUGGCUGUGAACUCACAUAUAAAUCCUGUGAGACUCUGGCCUCAGCUCUGCAGACACCAAACUCCCCCCUGAGAGAACUGGACCUCAGCUACAAUGACCUGGGAGACAGAGGAGUGGAGCUGCUCUGUGUUGGACUAACCAGUCCACUCUGCAACAUACAGACACUAGUUCUGGGUCAGUGUGGUCUGACAGAGGGUUGCUGUUCAGAUCUGGCCUCAGUCCUGAGUUCACCCAACUCACAACUGAACCAACUGGAGCUGAGAAACAAUGACCUGCAGGACUCAGGAGUUACACUGCUGUCUGCUGGACUGGAGGAUCCAGACUGUAAACUACACACACUGGGGCUGUCUGGCUGUCUGGUCACAGAGGAGGGCUGUGCUGUUCUGUCUUCAGCUCUGAGGUCAAACCCCUCCCACCUGAAAGAGCUGGACCUGAGCUACAAUCACCCAGGAGACUCUGCAGGGGGACUGCUUUCAGCUGCUCUGCCGGAUCCCACAUAUAAACUGAUGAAGCUGAAUGUGGAUCAUGGUGGAGAGUGCAGGCUGAAAUCAGGGCUGAGGAAAUAUGCCUGUCAUCUCACCCUGGACCCAAAUACAGCAAACCCAAACCUGGUACUGUCUGAGGGGAACAGGAAGGUGACACGGGUGGUGGAGGACCAGCAUUAUGAAGACCAUCCAGACAGAUUUGACGCAUAUCCCCAAGUUCUCUGCAGAGAAGGCUUAUCUGGAUGUCGUUAUUACUGGGAGGUGGAGAGGGAUGGUAGCAUGGCUGUCAUUGGUGUGGUGUACAAAGGAAUGAAGAGGAAGAGAGAUGAGGGGGACAGUAGGAUUGGACACAAUAGGGAGUCCUGGAGUUUAGUCUGUUCUCAUAGAGGUUAUCAAUUUUACCAUGAUGGAGUCAACAGAAUCAUCCCUGGUCCUGUUUCUAACAGAGUUGGAGUGUAUCUGGACUGGCCAGCUGGUACUUUGUCCUUCUAUAGUGUGUCCUCCUCUGGUACACUGACACACCUUUACACAGAACACACCACAUUCCCCGAACCCCUCUAUCCUGGGUUUGGAGUUGCGUCCUCCUCGGUGACCUCAGUGACCCUGUGUCAGAUAGAUGACCAACACAUUCAGAGCCUUUUGACUUCAGGGAUUCCUCAGAGCUGUAAGACUUGUGACCAUGUUGAGGACUCCACACACUGGCUUCAGAUUGAACCCUUGACUUCCACUGUCCAGGGACUGACGAUGUUCAGACACAGGACACCCAAAGGGAGUUAUGAGUGCACAGUGUCUGGGCUCCGCUGGCUGUGUGAGAGAGAUGUCAUCCUGAAGUAUCACUUCAGGAACUGGGAACCCUACAGUCAACUUCUGAAAGACAUGCAGUACACACAAGGUGGUCCAUUGCUGGACAUCACUAUGGAGUUAGGUGAACUGGAGGAAGUUCAUCUGCCACACUUUGUCUGUUUAGGGACCAACCCUUCCCUGAGGAAUGAGAUGAAGAUUCUUCAUGAAAAGGAACAUGGAGUGUCUUUAGAGGAAGUGCAUGAGGUCACCAGAUUCCAUGCUAAGAUUCUCCAUCCCAAGUUCUCACCUAUCUCUCUGAUACUGAGAUUACUGUCUUGGAACGUAGAUGUCCACUGUGACGUGGUCCUCUAUAUGGCAGUAAUAAAGGCAACAGUAGAUUCAAGGCUGUACCUGCUCCUCAGAAACUCCAGUCAGAAAGAGGCUGUUCAGGAACGGGAGAAAGAUCAGGUGUCCAAAGGAUAUUCAGAAUUUCUCCUGCCAAGUCCAAACGGGUCCUUAAAGCUGAACAGUUGGUUUGCGUUCAAGAAUCCCCACUCCACUUCCAUCUAUCCAGAGAAGAUUCAGGUGUUACCUGCAGACACCACACCAAGCUGUUGUCAGAUGGUUAUGGGAAACACAGGGGUUGACAUUGAGAUGGAGUUAAUCGGGGAUGAUGAGAGGACAGUAUGGAAAUCAGUGUUAUCAAAAGAUGUAUACAGCAAAUACUCUCAUCCAACAUCAUUAACACUCCCUGAGAUUCCUGCUGAGGAGUUUCUGAAGAAACACUGGGCUAAAAUCAUUCAGGGAGCCACAAACCCAAUGCCAAUAGCAGAUGAUCUGUGGUCAAAGGACAUGAUUGGUGAAGAAGAGUACUCCAGAAUAACAGCUGAAACAACUGAACAGGACCGAAUGAGAAAACUACUGAGAUCAGUCCUCCCUAAAGGACCAGAAGUGACGGGAGCUUGUCUCAAAGCUCUCAGUGAACAUGAACGCCAUCUUGUUAAGUACUUGAGUGAAUCUAGGUAACACAGCUUUCUUCUCUCCCUCCAUUGAAUAUGCGGAAUGAUUUAAAUAUAGGUCAAAUAAAAACAUAGCUACUGUCACGACGUGGCCUUUUGGGUGUAUAUCGUGGCCGAGCGGCCGUUCAUGUGCAAAGGAUUAGCAUUUCAAUGAACAGAAUUAUCAACUGUGUGUAGUGUAUCCAUUUUGUCUUUCCCGCUCCUUUAUCUGUCUCCACCCCUUUUCUUUGUCUACCAAGCCGUCAUACCGGCUUAGCCCACUAGGGACUUUUCUAUCAAUGCAUUGUUAGUAACCAAUAUCUACUGUUUGUUUGUUAUGUAUU
Molecule: messenger RNA, 4894 nt
Organism: Salvelinus namaycush (lake trout)
Lineage: Eukaryota; Metazoa; Chordata; Actinopteri; Salmoniformes; Salmonidae
Product: NACHT, LRR and PYD domains-containing protein 12-like
Exons: 16
Coding region: 16-4578 (1520 amino acids)
Biological process (GO): regulation of apoptotic process
Molecular function (GO): protein binding
Source: RefSeq, a predicted model, not a curated record